AUGGUGCCAAGUGGCAAAAAGCCAUCAGGAGGCUGCCAUGCUUGCAGGGCGCGUAAAACAAGAUGUGAUCAAAAGCCUGACGGGUGCACCCAAUGUCAAAAGGCAAAACGAGUCUGUCCAGGAUACAGGAGCAAGGGAGACUUGAUCUUCCGGGACGAGAGUACUAAUGUGGUGAAAAAGAUCAAGGCUAGAGAGGCUAAGAAGCAGUCAAAGAUAAAGUCAUCCUCGACUGCACCAUCUUCGCCAUCUACCAGUUUGGUAUCUACGGAACAUGGUCAAGACGACCUUAGCACCACAAGCUCACCUCGAGAAAUACAAAGAGAGGAGCAUUCACCAUUGACCAUUGUUUACAGUGUGUCGCAAGAUCUUGAGGAUCGUGCCAUAAAUAUAUUUGUAUACAAUUAUGUACUUGACCCUAAUGGGCCAUCAACGGGCCAUUUAGACCGCGUCACCCAACUCUCCCGGGCUCAAUCCUUAGAUGACUGGGUGUUUACUGCGAUGAAAGCUGUUGGCUUAGCAGCUUAUUCUCACAUGGCAAAAGCGCCAUCCUUAUUGAAUCAUGCUCGAUAUCAGUACAUGAAAGCGAUUAGGCUCACCAACGAGGCUCUCAGAAGUCACAAUGUGACAAAAGAUACCACUCUGAUGGCAAUCCAGAUUCUUGGGAUAUUUGAGCAAGUCACAGGCUGCAAACAAAAGUCGAUUCAAGACUGGAUCCAGCACAUCCUUGGGGCAGCAGCCGUGAUAAAAUUGCGAGGGAAGCGACAGUCAGAGACUCCUGAGGGCCGCAGGAUGCUGGUGUCUGUUACAUCAAACCUGUUGAUACGCUGCGUCUACGGAAGAAUGCGCUUGCCAAUACACCUCCGUCAAUACAUGGAAAAUGCCAUAGAGUUAUCUGGUCAUCUCUCAAUUGGCCUAAAAGCACAAGGUGUCAUGAUGCUUCUUGCAGACCUUCGAGCGGAUAUCGAAGAAGGUCUUCUGAGCGACCCUUCAGCUAUUAUUCUCAGAGCUACGGAGUUAAACAACAUGCUUGCGGAUUUUACCGAUAACGUUCCUGCGGAUUGGACUUAUGACAUUAUUCACACCGACGUCGAAUCUGAUAUCAUCUAUAAUGGAACUUACCACAUUUACUACAAUUCAUGGGUGGCUCAUAUGUGGAACGCAAUUCGAACGCAAAGAAUUAUGAUUUACAAUCUUAUCAAAGAGAGUCUGCAGGCUGGUAUGACAUGUACGCCACCAAUGUUCACGAAGGAAGGUUUCGUCUCUCAAUUUCAAAUAGCGACCGAGAUGCAGCGUAGUCUUCAACACGACAUUCUUUCGAGCGUCCCUCAACAUAUCGGUAUCGGUGAUCCGCCAUCCUCUACAGCUAAGGCCAGCGAUACCAAUCCAAUCCCAACGUCAGGGGGGUUAUUCAUUAUGUGGCAUCUAUGGCUUGUGGGAAUUGUGGAUGGAACUCCGGCUCCCAUGCGGAGUUAUGUCGCUCGAAUUCUCCACUCCAUCGGAGAUGUCCAAGGAAUCCAGCAAGCUCAUGUUUUCGCGGACCUGGUUCAAAGAACUUCAUAUAUUGAAGUUUGGCAUGAGAAGGAGAAUGUAGGAUCAUUGCAGAUGGAAGCUGAGGUUUCAGGAUCAAGUCAUGGACAUCAAAUGAUAGAAGCCGAAUAG
Glarea lozoyensis ATCC 20868 is the source of this 1659-nucleotide messenger RNA. RefSeq names its product Zn2/Cys6 DNA-binding protein. The transcript has 2 exons. Lineage: Eukaryota; Fungi; Ascomycota; Leotiomycetes; Helotiales; Helotiaceae. Gene Ontology annotation, biological process: regulation of DNA-templated transcription. The record is from RefSeq and is a predicted model, not a curated record. Gene Ontology annotation, molecular function: DNA-binding transcription factor activity, RNA polymerase II-specific; zinc ion binding. The coding region runs from base 1 to 1659 and encodes 552 amino acids.